Messenger RNA from Paralichthys olivaceus (Japanese flounder), 1618 nucleotides. NCBI's taxonomy places the organism in Eukaryota, Metazoa, Chordata, Actinopteri, Pleuronectiformes, Paralichthyidae. The record is from RefSeq and is a predicted model, not a curated record.
GUUUUAUUCUAAAAAAACCUUCAGUCGCCAUUUUGUUUUAUUUUUCAUUUAUUUUCAUGCGUCACGUCCAGUUUAUCAAUCGCGUUUUUGGGUCAGCUAGCUCACAGGCUUCCGUAGCGCUGCGCUGGCUCCUAGCUUCAGUUCUGCGCAGAAACGCGUCGUUUAAACCGUAACAACGAAAAGUGUGUGCGUCAGAAAUGAGCCGAAGUUACAACGAUGAGCUGCAGUUUCUGGACAAACUGUCCAGUAACUGCUGGAGGAUCAAGAAAGGCUUCGUCCCCAACAUGCAGGUCGAAGGGAUUUUCUACGUCAACGACUCUCUGGAGAAGCUGAUGUUUGAGGAGCUUCGUAACGCCUGUCGAGGAGGAGGGUUCGGUGGCUUCCUUCCUGCCAUGAAGCAGAUUGGAAACGUGGCGGCGCUGCCCGGGAUCAUUCACAGGUCGAUCGGGCUCCCAGACGUCCACUCCGGAUACGGGUUUGCGAUCGGAAACAUGGCGGCUUUCGACAUGAACGACCCUGAUGCUGUGGUGUCUCCAGGUGGCGUCGGCUUCGACAUAAACUGCGGCGUCCGUCUCCUGAGGACGAACCUGGACGAGCGUGACGUGCAGCCUGUGAAGGAGCAGCUCGCUCAGAGUCUGUUCAACCACAUCCCGGUCGGAGUCGGGUCCAAGGGCGUCAUCCCCAUGAGCGCCAAGGACCUGGAGGAGGCGCUGGAGAUGGGGGUGGACUGGUCUCUGAGGGAGGGGUACGCCUGGGCCGAGGAUAAGGAGCACUGUGAGGAGUACGGCCGGAUGCUGCAGGCCGACCCCAACAAGGUGUCCUCUAAGGCCAAGAAGAGAGGCCUCCCCCAGCUCGGAACUCUGGGAGCAGGAAACCACUACGCUGAGAUCCAGGUGGUGGACGAGAUCUACAACGACUACGCCGCCAAGAAGAUGGGCAUCGACCACAAAGGUCAGGUGUGUGUGAUGAUCCACAGCGGCAGCAGAGGCCUCGGACACCAGGUGGCCACAGAUGCUCUGGUCGCCAUGGAGAAGGCGAUGAAGAGGGAUAAGAUCGUGGUGAACGACCGUCAGCUGGCGUGCGCUCGCAUCACGUCACAGGAAGGUCAGGACUACCUGAAGGGCAUGGCUGCGGCGGGAAACUACGCCUGGGUCAACCGCUCGUCCAUGACCUUCCUCACCAGACAGGCGUUCUCUGAAGUCUUCAGCACGACGCCGGACGACCUGGACAUGCACGUCAUCUACGACGUGUCUCACAACAUCGCCAAGGUGGAGGAGCACAUCGUGGACGGGAGACAGAAAACGCUGCUCAUUCACCGCAAAGGCUCCACCAGAGCGUUUCCUCCGCACCACCCGCUCAUCCCCGUCGACUACCAGCUCACAGGUCAGCCGGUGCUGAUCGGAGGGACGAUGGGAACCUGCAGCUACGUCCUGACGGGGACCGAUCAGGGGAUGACGGAGACGUUCGGCACCACCUGUCACGGAGCGGGACGCGCUCUCUCUCGAGCGAAGUCCCGCAGGAACCUGGACUUCCAGGACGUCCUGGACAAACUCGCCGACAAGGGCAUCGCCAUCCGAGUGGCUUCACCCAAACUGGUCAUGGAGGAGGUGAGAAAAAC